GAACAUAACAGGAAGUAUACUCUUUAUUUACCAAUCCUGCUCUAUAACUGAUCGGAUACAGACCGAAUGAUACAAACAGUUAAUAAAAUCUCUAACAAAACGAUUUUGUGUCAUUUUAGAGUGUUUAAAUGUCACUAUGAGGUCCUGAACUUCCUAUAUAUGCUUAUAGCUUAUGAUACUUAAGAUUCAGAUCCUAAAACGUGUUUGUCGUUUAUGACUGACAAGGAUUGAAAACUGAAAGAGAAUGAAAUGCGCUGACUAACCUCUCAUUGUGUUCUAGCGCGGUUUGUGAUAUGUAAGGUUUUAGCGGGCUAGUCCAUAUGUUUCUCAUUCCCAUUCCGAGAUUGUCUUAGUCUGAGUCUGUUGUUGGUUCUGAUUGUUGUAGAUUGAUACUAUCAUUAAAUAUAUGUGCUUUGUGUGCGCUUCCUGGAUCGUCGAUCCACCUUUUCUUUUUUUUCUUUACUAGUCUUCCUUACGCUACUGUAUGCUACCCUAGUAUACAAAGUAUAUUCUGGCUAGACGCGAACCUCCACAAGGUUGAAAUAUGAUACCGGCUUUGAUUCUCAAUUGUUUAUUACCUUUGUCGUUCGGUUUCGUAACCAGACACUUUCCGUGGUCAACUAUCAAGAAUCCGGAGUUCACAUAUGAAACAAGAUACUUUUGGACCAGGAUUGACCACUUUUCUUUCGUAAAUGAUGACAAGUUCUUUAUCAAGUAUCUAAUUAACAACGAAUCGUUCACUCCGGGUGGCCCGAUAUUUUUUUACACAGGAAAUGAAGGUGCCAUAGAAACAUUUGCAGAAAACUCAGGGUUUAUCUGGAAGCUUUCUCAAGAACUUAAUGCUUCUGUUGUUUUUGCCGAACAUCGAUAUUACGGAACCUCUCUCCCAUUCGGGAAUAAUUCUUUCAAAGACCGUCAGCACUUUGGUUACCUAACUGCAGAACAAGCGUUGGCUGAUUAUGUACUUCUAAUUAAUCAACUAAAAGCUAAUUAUUCGUGCUUUGCUUCAUCACCUGUAAUCGCUUUCGGAGGAUCCUAUGGCGGUAUGCUCUCGGCUUGGAUCAGACAAAAGUACCCUAAUCAAAUUGCCGGUGCUGUAGCUUCUUCUGCACCCGUAUGGCUGUUUCCCGGAUUAUCUGACUGCAAUGGUUUCAGUAUGACAGCAACAAAUAGCUUUUUGAAAUAUGGUGGCGAGAACUGUGUGAAGAAUAUACAACUUUCCUGGAGUAAUAUUGUAGACAUAGGUCAAAGUAUUGAUGGGAAAGAAUUAUUAACCCACAUGUUUAACAUCUGUACGCCUUUAACUGAUGUUCAGAAUAUUAUAGACUACUUAUCCGAUUUUUUGGGAACAAUAUCUAUGGUCAAUUAUCCUUACCCAGCCAACUUUCUGCUUGCUUUACCUGAAUGGCCAGUCAAGACUUGCAUGGAGAUGACAACACCUAUGUGUGCAUCAGGGCCGGUAAACAUCAUGCCUCCAUUAAAUUGGGAUCUUAAGUCUUUCUCAAUCUCUUGUCAAAAUCGAUUUGGUGUAAGUCCACGCGUCGAAUGGCCAAAAGUUGAAUUUUGGAGUAAAUCAGUACAUACUGUUACCAACAUAAUUUUCAGCAAUGGUGAAAUUGAUCCAUGGUCAGCAUUAUCAAUUACAAAUAAUAGUUAUGUCCCAUUUGCUACAGUCAUUAAUAUCUCUGAUGCUGCUCAUCAUUUAGAUUUGAGAACUCCUAACUCGGCUGAUCCUCAAAGUGUGGUUAAAGCAAGAGAAAUUGAAAAACAGAAAAUAAUCCAGUGGAUAAAAGAAUGGAAACUUAAAUACAGAUUAUUGAAAUUUUUCAAUGGCAUCAGAUCAUUCAUCUCUUUACUAGAUUACCUUGGCUAAUGUUUAAAGAAAUAUUUUUUAUUUUUUGUUGUUGCAAUUUUCAUGAUAAUAAUCCUAAUUUAAACUGACACUAAUUUAUAAUCAAAUUUUUUACACCUUAAAAAGUAGUUUUUCAUGAUUGAUAUAAUUUACUCAUACAGUGUUCUUGGACGUAUUGGAACAAGUUGAAAAAUUCGUUCAUUUAAAUAGUGCAAACGGAUCCGUAAAGCGUAGUUAGAAAUAAUUGUUGGUUAUAAAACGUAAAGUAAACAACGCUCUAGUAGGUCUUUUUCUGCUCUGCAAUUGGUGAACACGAAGGUUUCAAGCCAAAUGUGGUCAACUGCGUUAUGCACUGCUACCGUUAUCCUUAAAACGUUGAAAUCAUGUAAAGAAUGUUUAUAUCUGAUAGAGGAAUCAUACGUACAUAGCUUAUUUUACAACUUCAUAUUAUUGUGUUGAGUAAAUUUAUCUUAUAUCUAUAAGUUUAUUAUUUUCAAAUAACGUACAAUACAUUGGUUGUCUCAACGGAUAAUGGUGUUGCAAGUUGGAAAUUUAGUGUAACGUACGCUUUAUUAAAUUUUGUAUGUGAUUAUAAGCAAACCAGAAUAAUGAAACCAACAAUCAAUUAAAUCUUAAUGCAUCGAUAUCUAAUGAUACUGUUUUCAAGAUAUUUCUGGCAUACACUGGUAGUCAGGUGUAAAUAACUUGCCGAAUUUUCUCUGAAGAACUAAUCAAUAAUAAAUAUACAUAAUGAAAUAGGGUGUUGUGCACUUUGUUAGUAAAUGUAAUCGAAUGAUUCAGUAAUUACUUAUUGACUUUCUGUUUUGUUUUAGUGGGUGGACUAAGUGUUUGCCCAAUUCCACUUGAAGGUUAUGUAAAAGAUUGGAUCAAACCCUAUUGUGAUUUCUUGAUCUGAGAUAAGUAACUGUCUAAGGUUUACAUAAUAAUCACUCCAGACCGUAUUCAAGCUAUACAAUACGCACUUGUUCAUUUAGCAGCUAGUGUUCAAAGGUAUAGCGUGUGCUUUACACCUACAUCCAAAGUACUUUUACAAGAUUAGUAGGAGGUUGUGUUUGCAUUCAUUCUUGCUAGUGAGCAGUUAGGAUUAGUCGAGUUCAUUUAUUUGGAUAGGUAUUUAAGUCCUGGUGAUGGUGUUGUUGAAGAGGUGAAUUUACAACGAGAACCAGAGCUACCUAUGCCAAUCUGGUUCAUCCUUGACGCCUUUAUGAUGUUACCUGGCUGUAAAAUGUCAGAUUUACAAUGCGUCGGUUAGAGCAGUCUUUCUCUAACCUUAUGAAACCUGAUCUCCGAGUUGAGAGUGGUGAGCGACUCUGUGUUUGAUUAUCGUUGUCUUUGAAGGAUCGCUGACAGUUGCAACACCAGGUUUUGCAGAAGUUUGGCAAUGUAUGUUCGAGCACUGACAAUAAUUCGAUUGGUGUCAACAUUUCGAAAUGCCGGCUUCGGCGGUUGGUUAUGUACUAUGAAUGUCGUCUCAGCUAAUUCCACGUCGUACCUUACUUAUCAACGCCGGGAAUAGUUGGGGAAAGCGGGGAGGUGGUCAGCGCAUGUCGUGGUAUAAAAGGAAGUUAUACAUGACUGACUUCUGUUUGGAGUCAUGGAGAUGGUGCAACAUAGUACAUAAGACGUUAUCAGAUAUUGGUCAGAAUAUAUAAUUAUUGAAAGCUUUUUUCAACUAAGUAAAGUGAACCCUUCGAUGGGAAUUGUUCACGUCUACAUACUUUGAUCGUAGGUUCAAGAUAAAUAGGAUUAUCAUGAAUUAUUUUUCUUAACGUUCAUAAAUUUUAAUACCCGAUUAGUUUGCAUAUUGAUUAAUUAAUUGUUUUCACAUAAUAGUGAGGGUAUUACUGAAUUUCCCAGUAUUCAUGAUUUGGCACUUCACUAGUUUUUGAAUCGUUUAGAUAUUAAUCCGGUCAAGAUGAGUCAACUUUUAUGUAUUAAUACUAUCAAUAAAUAGUUAUGAUGGCACUUGAAAAUACGAACAUAUUUCAUGAUUUGAAAAGAUGAUGAAACCAGAAGUGAGCUGUAUAGCUUUGUCGAACUUCGUGAUUAAGGUUGAGCAAGGCAUUUUGAGUUAUUAAAUCUCUUCCAUUGUUCAGUGUAUCUGACUUUAUUGCAAAUGUGAAGGCGUUUAUCCGUCGCUUUCUGUCGAAUAACUCAUUUAUGCUCUAAGUUAAUUGUUAUAUACGGUAAAAAUUGUAUACAGGAUAUACUCAAAAUACUUUCUUAAGAAUAACGUUCAGAUUUUUAAAAACUUAAUAUUCAAUAUGUUAUCGUUAAUACGUUAGCCAAUCACGAACUAGGUAGUGGAAUCCUAAUUGCGGAAUGUUUGGUGUUGUGAAAAUUCUUUAAAUAAAACCAAUGGGAUUCAUAUAUGUAAUAACUGAUUCUUUCAAUAAACGGUGAAAUUAAAGAAAGUAAAUGAACUAUCUGUUUAAUACAAAUAAUCUGAUCUAAACAGGUGGGGACUGUACAAGGCUUGUUAUUCACCAUGUACAAAUUUAGUGCCUAGAUUAACAAAGACAUACUUGUUAUAGUAUUAGAUAAGCCAAAUGAUUUGAUGUGCUCUGACAAACAAAUGUUAAGAUUGGAGUUAUUGUGUAACAAACAAGUAGACUCAAUGGCAAAGCAGUUUUCUCGAGUCUCUAAAGUAUUCA
Molecule: messenger RNA, 4527 nt
Organism: Schistosoma mattheei
Lineage: Eukaryota; Metazoa; Platyhelminthes; Trematoda; Strigeidida; Schistosomatidae
Source: the annotation of a GenBank genome assembly